Messenger RNA from Panicum virgatum (switchgrass), 780 nucleotides. RefSeq lists its product as uncharacterized. The transcript has 4 exons. The record is from RefSeq and is a predicted model, not a curated record. Bases 1 to 780 code for a protein of 259 amino acids. NCBI's taxonomy places the organism in Eukaryota, Viridiplantae, Streptophyta, Magnoliopsida, Poales, Poaceae.
AUGGCCAACUGGUCAGUGGUCACUGCUAUAAAAGCACAGGCGACCGUGGCUAGCAUAGCAAUGGCUUCCAAGAUCUCGCUGAAGCUCCUCGUUGACAACAAGACGAAGAAGGUCUUGUUCGCCGAGGCCGGCAAGGAGUUUGUGGACUUCGUCUUCAGCCUCCUCACGCUGCCGAUCGGCGCGGUGGUCAAGCUCAUCUCCGCGGGCACCAUGCAUGGCAGCAUCGGCCGGCUGUACCAGAGCGUCGACAACAUCAGCGCCUCCUACCUCCUCCCGACCACGGACAAGAAGGACCUGCUCCAGCCCAAGGUGCUGCAGCCCGACGGCGGCGAGCUGCUGCUCCUGCAGGGCGCCGGCGACGGCGCGUCGCCGCUGGGCAGGUUGAAGAUGUACACCUUCCCGGGUCAGUGCGUGACGGUGGCGUUGGAGGCCAGGGCCGUGUGCCCCCAGUGCAGGCAGGCGAUGACCACGGAGAUGGCCUUCGUGCUGCCGUCCGCGGCGCCCAAGGCCGGCGUGGGCAAGGGCGGCGGCGGCGCGUCGGGGGCGGAGGAGAGCGGCGGGUACGUGAAGGGCGUUGUGACCUACAUGGUGACCGACGGGCUGGAGGUGACGCCCAUGUCGGGCAUCUCCAGCAUCGCCCUCAUCAACAGGUUCAGCAUCGGCAAGGGCGACGUCGACCUCGCCGAGAAGUUCGUCACCGUCGGCAUGGACGAGGACCGUGCUCUUCUCAAGGCGGCGUUGCGCUCCGACACCGUGCUCUCCGAGGAAGAAUUGCAGUGA